AUGGCCUCCAUGGCUGCCCUAUUCUCAGCCCUUUCCCCGAUCAUCCAUCGCCAUUCUCCGCCCUUUUCCGGAUCUCUCAGCCCUCUGGGUCGAAGAGGAAGGGGGGGGAGAAGGAUGAGAAGGGGCGAGAGAGUUUCGUUGACCCUCAUCGAGCCGGACGGCGGCGCGCUGGUUGACCUGGUGGCGCCGGCGGGGCCCACGAGGGAGGCGAGGCGGCGGGAGAUGGCGGGUCAGCCACGUGUCCGGCUCUCGCGGACUGACCUCCAGUGGGUCCACGUGUUGAGCGAGGGGUGGGCCAGCCCGCUCAGGGGCUUCAUGAGAGAAGCCGAGUUCCUCCAAACUCUUCAUUUCAACUGUCUCCGCCUCGGCUGUGGCGGCGUGGUCAACAUGUCCGUGCCCAUCGUGCUAGCCGUUGACGACUCCCAGAAGCGGGCCAUCGGGGAGCACACCAGCGUCGUCCUGGUGGACGCCGCCGACAACCCAGUCGCCGUCUUGAGCAAGUGAGUGUCUCGGGACCGCCCAUCCUCUCUCUCUCUCUCUCUCUCUUCUAAUCCGGAUUGUUUAUUUAUUUACAAGCUGGCUGGUGGAAGUCCGAUCACUCGGCCUUCUAGGGCUUCACUGGUCGUAACUUUCCUCGUCGAAAAAUCCAUUAGCUUUAUUUAUCAUCAGAUAAGGUAACUGCUAUCUUAUUACUCACCACAUCGAAUCGGGUGGCUAAAGUAAUAGUUACUCUGAAUUUUUACCAAGGUCAACGGUGUGUGGAUAUUAUUAUGCCGUAGAUUCUUGACCCACCGAAAAAAGAUUUUAGUUCGGUUUACUGGAAAGUCAACGCGGGACGCGGAAGCUAGUAAUCUCAAAAACUCGAAGUCACGAGGACCGUUUCCGGCUUUCUUGUUAUGGGCCGUUUUUCUGCUGCUGCUGUCGCACCCUUGGGUGAGUAUAUUUGGUCGGUUGACUGCCGCCCUUUUGGGCCGAGUCCCCGUCAACGCAUCUCCAAAGCUCUCUCUCUUUUCUGUAGUCAGCUAGCAAUAAUCAUAUCAUGAACGACGAUUCGAUUCAUGGGCUUUGAACCCUCACGGAGGUCCACAAACAGUAGCCUGAUUAUUUAUUUAUACUCUUAUUUGGCUGCCGCCUUCUCCAGUAGCCAUCCACUUCUGUUUUCCUUUCGUUUGGCCUGGACUCGUCUGCUUUACUGAGGGACUCGUGAUUUGUCUUCUGCUCGGCCUCAGGAUCGAGAUUUACCGCCACCACAAAGAAGAACGCAUAGCGAGAACAUGGGGGACGACCGCCCCUGGCCUACCCUACGUGCAGGAAGCCAUAACCGAUGCCGGAGACUGGCUCAUAGGAGGAGACCUCGAGGUCAUAGAACCCAUCAAGUACAACGACGGCCUCGACCAUUAUCGUCUUUCUCCGGCUCAACUCCGCGAAGAAUUCAUCCGCAGGGGUGCCGACGCCGUGUUCGCCUUCCAGCUGCGUAACCCCGUCCACAACGGGCACGCCUUCCUCAUGAACGACACCCGCCGGCGUCUGCUGGAGAUGGGUUUCAAGAACCCCAUUCUCCUGUUGCACCCCUUGGGGGGAUACACCAAGUCCGACGAUGUCCCACUGUUCUGGAGGAUGAAGCAGCACGAGAAGGUACACCAUCCUUUCUUUCUUUCUUUCUUUCUUUCUUUCUUUCUUUCUUUCUCCUGGCUCUUUUUACUCCUCGUUCAGAACGAGAAGAGGGUUAACUUGUCCUAAAAAAUCUCUCAGGUUCUCGAGGAGGGCGUUCUGGACCCGGAAACGACGAUCGUCUCCAUCUUCCCCUCUCCCAUGCUCUACGCCGGCCCGACGGAGGUGCAGUGGCAUGCCAAGGCGAGGAUCAAUGCAGGCGCCAACUUCUAUAUUGUCGGCAGAGACCCCGCGGGCAUGAGCCAUCCCACUGAGGAAAGGGACCUGUACGAUGCGGAGCACGGCAAGAAAGUCCUAAGCAUGGCCCCCGGCCUGGAGAAGCUCCGCAUCCUUCCGUUCAGAGUAUGCCGCCCCGCCCCUUCCUCUCUGCAUUUCUUUACCUCGACAACGGGGAGUGCCUAGUGAUCACGUUUCUAACGCACGGAGGCGUCCUCGUCCAUGGCGGAGAACAGAUGGCAGCUUAUGACAAGACCCAGAAAAGGAUGUCCUUCUUCGAUCCGUCGAGGCUUCAGGACUUCCUCUUCGUAUCGGGCAGCAAGGUGAGCAAGCUCAAUGCGCUGCCUUUCAUGUGUAUGUAUCUCUACUGUGGCUGAGAGGGUGAGUGAUCGCCUCCUGUGCAGAUGAGAAAUCUGGCGAGGAUGAGGGAGAGCCCUCCGGAAGGCUUCAUGUGCCCUGGUGGUUGGAAGGUGCUGGUGGAGUACUACGACAGCUUGGUUUCCUCGGAGGGUGGGAAGCUCUAUGAAGCUGUUCCCGCUUAG
Spirodela intermedia is the source of this 2429-nucleotide messenger RNA. The record is from the annotation of a GenBank genome assembly. NCBI's taxonomy places the organism in Eukaryota, Viridiplantae, Streptophyta, Magnoliopsida, Alismatales, Araceae.